Brachypodium distachyon (stiff brome) is the source of this 1133-nucleotide messenger RNA. Its product is annotated as transcription factor MUTE. The coding region runs from base 87 to 800 and encodes 237 amino acids. Gene Ontology annotation, cellular component: nucleus. The transcript has 2 exons. The record is from RefSeq and is a predicted model, not a curated record. NCBI's taxonomy places the organism in Eukaryota, Viridiplantae, Streptophyta, Magnoliopsida, Poales, Poaceae. Gene Ontology annotation, molecular function: DNA-binding transcription factor activity; protein dimerization activity. Gene Ontology annotation, biological process: guard cell differentiation; positive regulation of DNA-templated transcription; stomatal complex development.
AACGCCGAUCGAUCCAGUGAGACGUGUAAAAAAGCUGCCAGAAGAUCGAUCCAAAGAAGCAGCGAGGAGGAAGAACGACACGAUCGAUGUCGCACAUCGCGGUGGAGCGGAACCGGCGGCGGCAGAUGAACGAGCACCUCAAGACGCUGCGUUCCCUGACGCCGGCGCUGUACGUGAAGCGCGGCGACCAGGCCUCCAUCAUCGGCGGCGCCGUCGACUUCAUCCGCGAGCUCCACGUCCUCCUCGAAGCACUCCAGGCAAACAAGCGCCGCCGCCUCAACAACAAUCUUCAUCCCUGCAGCACCCCAACCACCCCAAGCCCGCGCUCCCUCCCCACCAACAACACCAACUCCUCCUCCCCCGGCUCCGGCGGCUCCUCCUCCGCCGCCUCCAACACCGGCAGCGGCGGCGGCGUCAACAAGGAGAAGGCGAGGGAGCUGGCGGCGUGCUGCAGCUCGGCGGCGGCGGAGGUGGAGGCGCGGAUCUCGGGGGCCAACCUGCUGCUGCGGACGCUCUCGGGCCGGGCUCCCCCGGGCCAGGCCGCGAAAAUGGUGGGCCUGCUCCAGGCCUUGCACCUCGAGGUCCUCCAUCUCAACAUCAGCACCCUGGAAGACACCGUGCUCCACUCCUUCGUCCUCCAGAUCGGGCUCGAGUGCCAGCUCAGCGUCGAGGACCUCGCCUUCGAGGUGCACCAGACCUUCUGCUGCGACUACCAGCAAGAGGAUCACCAUGGCCAGCAGCAGCUCCUCCUCGAGCUGCCCAUCGCCGGCACCGUCCAUGGCGACAUCAUGAUCAAUUAAUUAAACAUCAACAUGCAUGCAUGGCUCCUCCCGGCCUCCUCAUCAGCCUGCUAAUUAAUUAAUCAAAGAUGCAUGCAUGCAUGCAGUUUCUAGCUGCUCCAUAUAUGCAUGCAUGUCGAUCUAGACCCCUUGGGCCUUGGCUAAAUUUGCCCGCGUGUUAAUCACUUUUUCCUCACAAGUAAUAUAUAGUACAGUAUAUUCACCUCCAUUAAUUAAUUCGAAAAAAAAACAUUAUACUCAGUAACUGAGAUACCCCUGUAACGUACUCUUGUAAUCUUGCUUCGAAAUGUAAGUCGUCUAUGCAAAUUAAUUCGAUGGAAUUUUAAUUGUUGA